This is a messenger RNA of Dipodomys spectabilis (banner-tailed kangaroo rat), 1823 nucleotides long. It is a transcript of the gene Rinl, whose product is annotated as Ras and Rab interactor like. Gene Ontology annotation, biological process: vesicle-mediated transport. Gene Ontology annotation, molecular function: guanyl-nucleotide exchange factor activity; small GTPase binding. Gene Ontology annotation, cellular component: endocytic vesicle; cytosol. The transcript has 12 exons. Lineage: Eukaryota; Metazoa; Chordata; Mammalia; Rodentia; Heteromyidae. Bases 85 to 1797 code for a protein of 570 amino acids. The record is from RefSeq and is a predicted model, not a curated record.
UCCUCUCUAGGGAGUGCUUUCAUUUCCUGCUACCCUGCCCGGAACAGGCCACACCAUGUCUCCCUGGCUUCUGGUACCCUGAGGAUGGCUGAGCCAGAUGGCCCAGCUGGAGGACAGGGCCCCACCAGGGGGCAGAGGCUGUUUCCUCUACAGACAAAUGGAGCAGGCAAGACCCCUCGGGGGACCCUGGGCAUCCCAGUGCCACUUCUGCACCUGCAGAGGGGAUGGGGGGUGUGGCAAGUCCCAGAUCUGGAUGUCCAGAGAGCUGAGGACCUUGUGCAGCUGUGGCCACCAGGGAGUUUCCUGGUCGUCGGACAUGAUCCCAACCAGGUCCUGGUACUGAGGACAGGACCUUCACCUGGAGAAGUUAACACCUACCAAAUCCAGAAGUUUCCCGGAGGUGUGUCUCUGGAUUCCUCCAACAUCUGUAUGCCAGACUUGCCUCAUCUCCUGGCCUUCCUCUCAGCCAGCAGGGAUAUCUUGCCCAGAACAUUGCUCUUGCCUUCUGCAGCUCUGGGUCCUGGACACAAACACCCAGAUCCACUGCUGGUUGGUGGGGUGCGACUUGACGUGUCACGGAGGACAUUGUGUGUGGUAAAUCAGCUCUACCUGGAGACCCAUGGAGCCUGGAAGAUGGAGAAGGUCUCCCAAGAGCCAGAGACCAACACUGCUCAGACACAAGGGCCAAAGACCAUGAAGCCAGCCCCCCACCGGGUCUCCUGGGUGGAAGGCCCACUCAGCCCUGAAGUGUGCCAUCGUGGCCCAGUUCUGGCCAGUCUGGUGGAGGAGAAGGAGGAAGAGGAGGACAGCGAUGUCUACAGAGAUGAUGAGGAUGAUGACCUUCUCACUGCUCACAUCCGAGCUCUUGCCAGAGUCAGGAGCAGCUAUGUGGCCAAGCAGUACCAGGGCCUUCAAGAGCGACUCACCUCAGUUUCGGGCGGGCCCCACAGGCCUGGAGACCCAGCCACUGAGUUGCUUCAGGAUGUACGCCACUUCCUGACUGACCUCCAGGAGUACUUGGCCAAGGAUCCUGACGUCAGAGCUGUCUUUGAGAACAGGGGAUCUGGGGUGACCCAGAAGGAGGAGAACCUUGGCUCCGCUGUGGAAGCAGCCGUGUGCCGCGCAGUGCUGGCUCCCCUCAAACCCGCCCUGUGGACGCGACUCCGCACUUUGCGGGCCCAGGAACUGCGGAGACUGCGGCGGAGACAAAUCGCCUUGAGGGCGGGGGCGGGGCCUCCGGGCGCACAGGGGGCGGGGCCUCCGGGGGCGGGGCUUGAGCGGCCGCGCCCCGCCCGCGCCCUGCGGAACCACAUCCACGCCCGCCUGCACAGCUUGCACGCCGCGUGCGCCCCGCGCCGCAAGGUGGCGCUGCUGCUGGCCGUGUGCGGUGACAUCUACGCGGGCUUGGAGAGGGCCGGGCAGGAGAGCCCAGAGCCCCUGGGAGCCGACGCCUUUCUGCCUGCCCUAACCGAGGAGCUGAUCUGGAGUCCCCACAUUGGGGAGACGCAGCUGGACGUGGAGUACCUGAUGGAACUCUUGGAUCCUGAUGAGCUGCGGGGAGAGGCUGGGUACUACCUGACCUCGUGGUUUGGGGCACUGUACCACAUUGCCCACUACCAGCCUGAGGCCGGCCAAGCACCCCAGGGACUCAGCUCUGAGGUGCAUGCUUCCUUGCGUCAAUGGCACCGCAGGCGGACACUGCACCACCAGGAUCGGCCUGGGGCUCAGGUGACUGCUGACUUGCCUUUUGAGGAACCCUGGGCAGUGGGGACUGUGCCAGGGACCAAUGAUGAUUGACAGCUCAAAACGCUCACAGUAGACCA